AAGACGCAACUCUCUGCUCCUCCAGAAACCUGGGGAGGGCCGGGGUGGGAAGGUGGGGGGGAUUGGAAGGAGAAAGGAGGACUUAAAGGCACAGGGCUCUCUUAUGCCUUCAAAAUCUGAUCAGAGAUUUGCCCUCUGCUUCCCUACUCUGUCCUUUUCAUAAUUUGAGAUAGGAAUGGGGGCUUGAGAGUAGAUAUAGUGCAACCUACCCUGCAAUAAACUCUCCUCCUUUCUGCUUCCUGGUUGUGACUGAAAUGGGGAGAGAGACCUCUCAAGUCCAAGUGUAAACAUCCUGAGGGGUGGAUGAUGGGAUUUGAGGGGUUCCAGGAAGAUGCUCUCCCCCUGGCAUUCCACCAUUAAUUCUGUUCCCUCUCUCCCAAGUUCUCCUUAAUGUGUAAAAGAUCAUCUUUGAGUUUGUAGGAUAUGGUCUAAAGGGGGACAAAAGCCAAGGUGCAGGAAAAACAGAAUCUAAUGCUUCACUCAAAGGCAGCCUGUCCUGGCAGACUGGGGAAAAACACCUGCCCCAUCUCCAUGGAAGCAGAUCCAGUGGUGGGGGCAGCUCGGGGGGUGGGGGGGCUCUCAGACCCGCAUCAUCAGCGUCCCAGGAAGCAGCGCGUCAGAAAUGCAGAAUUUCAGGUCUCCUUCUCAUCUUCAUGCUCAGUUCAACAAAUGGUUGCUGCCCAAGGCUGACUGUGACCACCCCCACCCCUGCUGGCCUGGGUCAGUGUCCCCCUCUCUGGUCUCUGUGGAAGUCUUUCCUGUCCUUCCUUGUCCCACCAUCCAGGGGAAUCUGAAGCCCUGCAUGCUCACUGUCAUGCCUGCCUCUCCCAGAGUGGCAGUAUCUGGGCCUCAGUCCACACCAAGAACUGAACCCCUUGCUCUGCUGCCCCUACCUCCACUGCCAGUGCCUUUCUCUUCCAUUCUUACUCAGCCAAGGCCCUUUCAGGAGCUUCCUGGGAAGACCCCCACCUGGGAGAGCAGUCCCCUACAGGCCAAGCUCCAGAUGCAUGUGCACACAGGAACACUGUGCCUUACACGUGGGAGUCUCAGAAGAAGGGGUGAUUUCUACCAUCAUCUUAGCUACCCUGUCCCCUGCAGCCGGCUAAGCCACCAGGAUCCAGCCAGGGCAUCCCCCCUCCUAACCUGAAGGCCAGCUCCCCAUCCUGAAAAACCUGUCUGCCCCCCUCCUUUGAGGCUAUAGGGCCCAAGGGGCAGGUUGGACUGGAUUCCCCUCCAGCCCCUCCCAGCCCCAGGACAAAAUCAGCCACCCCAGGGGCAGGGCCUCACCUGCCUCAGGAAACCCCAGCCUGCCAGCACCUGCUCCAGCUCCCAGCCCAGCAUGGCAUCCCUGCUGCCCAUCCACACCGCGCCCUUGAUCCUGAUUCUGCUGGUUGUCUUGGCCCCAGGAGCUGCAGCAGACUUCAACAUCUCAAGCCUCUCUGGUCUGCUGUCCCCGGCGCUAACGGAGAGCCUGCUAGUUGCCUUGCCCCCCUGUCAUCUUACAGGAGGCAACGCCACACUGAUGGUGCGGAGGGCCAAUGACAGCAAAGUGGUGAAGUCCAGCUUUGUGGUGCCUCCAUGCCGCGGGCGCAGGGAGCUGGUGAGUGUGGUGGACAGCGGGGCUGGCUUCACAGUCACUCGGCUCAGUGCCUACCAGGUGACAAACCUUGCGCCAGGAACCAAAUACUACAUUUCCUACCUAGUGAAGAAGGGGACAUCCACUGAGUCCAGCAGAGAGAUCCCAAUGUCCACUCUUCCUCGAAGAAAUAUGGAGUCCAUUGGGCUGGGAAUGGCCCGAACAGGGGGCAUGGUGGUCAUCACAGUGCUGCUCUCCGUUGCCAUGUUUCUGCUGGUUCUGGGCCUCAUCAUCGCCUUGGCACUGGGUGCCCGAAAGUGAGGAGGCCCACCUAGGGCAGUGGGCUCCUCCAGAAAGUCCAGGCCACUGUCCAUUUUUCUCGCCAGCCCACCUCCUCCCAGGCCUCAGUCACUGGCCUUUGGCUCCUUUGGUGACAUCACCUCUCCCUCCCUGCCCCCCUCCCCUGCGUGCCUUCCUCCCUCUGUCCCCAUCCUGUCCCCAGUGACUCACCUUCCAACACUCCCUAUUAUUCCCUUCACCCCACUGCUACCAGAGUUGACUUUCUUCUCAUUUUAUCAUUUAACUCUACCCCCCCCUUAACAAUCCACCCCUCCUUCAGUGAAGUAAGUUCCCUACAAUAAAGGCUGAUGCCAUAUCUACCGUGCGUGUUUCUCCUUAGUGGGCUCCACUGUGUCUCAAACCUAUAGAAUCUGUCAAGGCUGCGGGUGCGGGUCCCCUCUCUGCCCCAUAGCCCAGAGUUGCU
This is a messenger RNA of Microcebus murinus (gray mouse lemur), 2339 nucleotides long. The record is from RefSeq and is a predicted model, not a curated record. NCBI's taxonomy places the organism in Eukaryota, Metazoa, Chordata, Mammalia, Primates, Cheirogaleidae.